Messenger RNA from Melanotaenia boesemani (Boeseman's rainbowfish), 1511 nucleotides. RefSeq names its product tumor necrosis factor, alpha-induced protein 8-like 2b (gene tnfaip8l2b). The record is from RefSeq and is a predicted model, not a curated record. Gene Ontology annotation, cellular component: cytoplasm. The coding region runs from base 426 to 986 and encodes 186 amino acids. Lineage: Eukaryota; Metazoa; Chordata; Actinopteri; Atheriniformes; Melanotaeniidae. The transcript is spliced from 3 exons. Gene Ontology annotation, biological process: regulation of apoptotic process.
GAGGCACAACGUCAGCAAUACAGAGAAAAGCGGGGAGACAAACCGUUUCAGAAAGUACCACAGUGUGGUGAGGGCAAGAGAGAAAUACAGGACUUUAAGAAUCUGAAUUUGAAUUUCAAACAGAAACACAAGAUAGGGUGGAGAGAGAAAGAGAGGGAGAAAGAGAGACAUGCACACACGCUGAGGGGUGUGUCAUAACAAUUUAGUUCCUCAAGGAAGUAAAACUCAACGUUAUCUUAAGACAGGGUGGUGAGAACUGACAGAGGCGCUGCAGGAGGGCUGCUUUUAUGGGUUUUCCUUUUGUUCUUGGUGAAAAUGAAGGGAUCUUGUUAAAUUAAAUAGCCUGUGUUGUCAACCUGAAGACAGACAGAGAGAGAGAGACACACACGAGGAGGGAGGGGGACUCAGCAAACACUCAGGCAACCAUGGAUGCAUUCAGCUCCAAGGACAUGGCCUUGAGGGCACAGAAGAAGAUCCUCAGCACCAUGGCCACUAAAAGCUCUGUGCAAAUGUUCAUUGACGACACCACCAGUGAGAUUCUGGAUGAACUGUACCGGGUCUCCAAAGAGUACACAGGGAAUAAAAGCGAGGCUCAGAAAGUCAUCAAGGACCUAGUCAAGAUUGCAGUCAAGAUUGGUGUGCUGUUCAGGAACAACCGCUUCAACACAGAGGAACUGGGAAUGGCCCAAGACUUCAAGAAAAAGCUCCAUCAAGGGGCCAUGACGGCCAUCAGCUUCUAUGAGGUGGACUUUACCUUCGACAAGGCGGUGAUGGCAGAGCUCUUGUCCAGCUGCAGGGACCUGCUGCUAAAGCUGGUCAACACCCACCUCACCCCAAAAUCUCACGGCCGCAUCAACCAUGUCUUUAACCAUUACUCCGACCCUCAGCUGCUGACCCAAUUGUACGACCCCAGCAGCCCCUUCAGACCCAAUCUCACCAAGAUCUGUAAAGGACUCAACAAACUGGUGGAAGACGGGACAAUAUGACAGAAAGUCAGUCUACGCAGCAAACACUGGGAGAUCCACCAGGAGCCUCACCUGAGACUCCAAACUGUUGGAAAAUUUUUGUCUUACUUCUGCCGAGGACUGGCUGCGUGAGACAAGUGACUUGAGAACAAAUCUGCUGCCCCAGUUUAGAAAGAACGUGGGAAGAGAAUAAAGUUGGUGCGGUCAUUCCUUAAAUUUACAGUGUGCAAAGGAGACACAUUUAGAUGUGUUUGUCUAUUCAGACAAAGAUAUUUCAAAUCAAACUUGAACAUCAACAGAUUUGUAUUUUAUCAGCUGUUUUACAAGCAUAUGAAAUAUUGUCCAUUGUUUAAUAUUUGAAACCUUUACAUGUUUUAAGAUAAACUACUGAUAGUGUGCAUUGAGGUUGAGGCGCAGAGAAUAUAGAGGGGAAAGGCCACUGCAAAACAGCACUGCCAUCUGGUGGUCAGGAGGUAAUACUUCAGCUGAAGUGCAUUAUUUUCACUGAGUUGUGAAAUUGAUUAUACAAUAAAGGAAACAAACAUA